AAGCGACCGCCAUCACCGUCAUAACAACAACCAGCCGCCGCCGUCGUGGGCUUGUUCUUUAUAACCUUCACACAAACCACCCUCUAUAAACGUAUUACAGGGAAGGCAGGAGAAAGAUUUAUUUGGUUCAUGCUAACGUCCAGUGUCUGAUAUCCUUCGAAAUCGCACGAAAUCUUAAGGCACACUAUACGUUAUAAAGAGGAAAAAUAUCUAACUUGCAGAGAAUAUUACACCUGCACUAUGUUAAGCAGAAGUUUAAAUUUGAGAAGAUGGCUUCAAGGAAGUAUUCAGCAUUUAUCGCCUGUGGGACUUGGUAAUGUGUCUACGUUAGUGCGGGAGGGGACUCAUCACAGUAGUGCUCGACUGGUUCCUUGUCAGCUAUGUGGAUAUACCCAGCCAUCUCUGUUGCACAUUGCAUCAACUUUACACAAGAAAAGAAAAGGAAGAGAUGGAAAGAAUGCUGUUCAUGUGAAUCCUAAGGGCAUGAAGCAAAAAGCUCCUGUCAUCAGUGUUUGGAAGAACAUGACUGUCCAAGAGCUUGCUGAUGCAAUGGGAAAAGAUCUAGAUACAUUAUAUGAAAUAUUUAUUUAUGUGAAGGAUAGUGAAGAAUAUGACAGCCCUACAGUAGCAAUAGACAAUCUGAAGGUCAUACAAGAUGCUGUUAAAAAAGCUGGUCUGCGUUUCAAAAUUGAUAGUGCUCCAGACAAGAAAGAAAAGUCAAGGGAAGUCAAAGAUGCCUUCAGAAGGCCUCCGCCACUUGAGAGUGAACUUAUUCGUAGACCUCCUGUCGUAACCAUAAUGGGACAUGUUGAUCAUGGCAAGACAACUCUGCUUGAUGCCCUGAGACAUUCUGCCAUUGUCGACACCGAGUUUGGUGGAAUCACACAGCAUAUUGGAGCAUUUUCAGUAAAACUUGAUUCGGGCGAAGAGGUAACCUUCCUCGACACUCCUGGGCAUGCUGCCUUCAGGGAGAUGCGUGCGCGGGGAGCAUCGGUGACUGAUGUGGUGGUGUUGGUGGUGGCUGCUGAUGAUGGGGUCAUGGAACAAACGAAGGAAUCCAUUCAACAUGCUGUAGAAGCCAAUGUAACAAUUGUUGUGGCCAUCAACAAAAUUGACGCACCUGGAGCUGAUGUCGUGCGGACUCGAGAAAUGUUGCUUCAGAAUGGGUUACAGCUGGAAGAAGAUGGGGGAGAAAUCCAGGCUGUAGCAAUUUCUGCUCUCAAAGGCCAGAACCUAAAUUUACUUGUGGAAGCAAUAGCUACUCAAGCAGAGCUUCUAAAUUUGCGAGCUGACUCUCGUGGGCUGGUAGAAGCUGUCGUUGUGGAGUCACGAAUUGAUCCAGGAAGAGGAAAGGUAGCCACAUGUGUGAUCCAAAGAGGAACAUUAAGAAAAGGAGCAGUGUUAGUUGCUGGCACUGCGUGGUGCAAAGUGCGGAAUAUGUUUGAUGAUGCAGGGCAGCCAGUGAAAGCUGCUCCACCAGCCACACCCAUUCAGGUGAUUGGAUGGAGAGAACUACCAUCUGCAGGUGACACAGUGCUGGAAGUGGAGUCUGAGCGACGGGCCUCAGAAGUGGUAGAGUGGAGAAUGAGAGAAAAAGUUAAGGAGAAGCAGCAAGAGGGACAAGCAGCAAUCCAAGAGAAACUGAAUGAGCACCUCAAAGUGUACAAGACUCAGUUAGAAGAGAAGAGAAGGUUGGGCAUCAGGUAUAGGCGCCGUCAACGGGAGCCUCGUCAGAAGGAAAACAGAGAUGAUGAUUCCGGGCCUCAAGUGUCUCUGGUGCUGAAGGGGGAUGUUGACGGUACAUUGGAAGCCAUCCUUAAUGUGUUGGACACCUACCAUAGUCAAGAGUGUCAACUUGAAGUUAUCAGCUAUGGGGUUGGCACAGUCACACCCAGUGAUGUGACAUUGGCUGCUGCAUUCAAUGGAUUUAUAUACACAUUUAAUACUGAAGUACCAGCUGACGUGCGAAAAAUGGCUGCGGAGCAAGGGGUGACGAUCAAGGAGAACAAUGUGAUAUAUCAUCUUGUAGAAGAUCUGAAGAAUGAAAUAUCAAAGAUUUUACCAUGUAAAGAUGUAGAGGAAAUUUUAGGAGAGGCCAAUGUAAUUGAAGAGUUCAUAAUAACAGAAGGCAAAAAGAAGGUCCCCGUUGCUGGUUGUCGGUGUGUCAAAGGUGUGCUCAAGAAAGACGCACUUUAUCGGGUUAUACGAGGACAAGAUGUUAUUCACGAGGGAAUGCUCACAUCAAUGCGCCAUGUUAAGUCAGAAGUGGCCUCUAUUGGUAAGAGCAAGGAAUGUGGUUUAAAGUUUGCCGAUGAAUCAUUACACUUUGCACCUGGUGACACGUUGAUUUGUUACAAGGUAAACCAGGUGCAGCAGGUCACAGACUGGGAUCCAGGCUUCUAGGAGAGCUGUGGAGUGCCAGAAGUAAAUUUAGCUCAGUGUUUUAUUACUGAUAUCUGUUAAUGUAUUUGUACAGGUAAUAAAUAAAGAUUAAAAAUUUA
Procambarus clarkii (red swamp crayfish) is the source of this 2501-nucleotide messenger RNA. RefSeq names its product mitochondrial translation initiation factor 2 (gene mIF2). NCBI's taxonomy places the organism in Eukaryota, Metazoa, Arthropoda, Malacostraca, Decapoda, Cambaridae. Gene Ontology annotation, biological process: translational initiation. Gene Ontology annotation, molecular function: GTPase activity; translation initiation factor activity; GTP binding. Gene Ontology annotation, cellular component: cytoplasm. The record is from RefSeq and is a predicted model, not a curated record.